Molecule: messenger RNA, 1205 nt
Organism: Pollicipes pollicipes
Lineage: Eukaryota; Metazoa; Arthropoda; Thecostraca; Pollicipedomorpha; Pollicipedidae
Exons: 3
Coding region: 648-1205 (185 amino acids)
Source: RefSeq, a predicted model, not a curated record
UGCCCGACACGGCUAGCGUCUCGCUGCGCAGCUUCCUGGACGCGGCCGACCUGACCGGCGACGCCACCGACUCCGAGGCGCCUGGCCCGCCGCUGUCGCUGGCCCCCGACUCUGCGCGCACUGUGACGGGUGGCCGCUCGCCGCUGUCGCUGCCCGCUGCUGCUCGUGCGGCGUCUGCCGGGGCCGGCGAGGAGCGCGCCACGGCGUCUUUUGACCUCGGCGGGCGAGGGGAAGAGCCUGUAACGGCGUUUGACAACUGUGAUGAGUGGGACGAGCCUGCGAAGUCAGUGGAAGGUAGGAAUGUAGACGGUGAUGAGGUGUCGCUGGAGGAGUGCAGCGAGCGGGACGGGUCCGCGGCUUCAUUGGAGUACGGGCCCCGCAGUGGCCAUGUGGCGCCACAGGCUGGUAACACAGCAGCACCCGCACACCACGCUGUCAGAGGCGGCAGAUCGGUGGUAGCGCUCGGCCCGCUGGCACUUCUGAGGGAACGAUGCAGCGCUGGAACUGUCACCUCAUUCGUGAGUUCUGCCGCGGGCGAGGCGCUGGUGCCGUUGCCAGGCAGCGGCAGAAACGAGUCAUCAGCGACGCCGGACAGCUCCGGCCGGGGCGUCAUCACCUCCAGGACAGGUGGGACGUCCGGGGAGAACAUGGGAGGCGGCACGUCGGCGCCACCGGACGACUCCGGCCGAGGCGCGACGGUGACAUCGGCGACUGACAGCGACGCGACCCGAACACGCGCCACACCAGAAGACCCAGAUGGCGGUGGGACCGCAGCAUCACCGUCGGACGAGGGCAGAAGCGGUGGCACGCUAGCAUCGGCAGACCAGGCCGGUCAGGGCAGCUGGGCGCGGCGCGACAGCGCGGGGCCGGCUGACGUCGACUGGGCGGGCGCUGAGGGCGCCACGUUCGCCGACUUCGACAGUGUAUCCGCCGAGCCGGAGGAGCCGACAGCGGCGGGCCCCGCGGCGCCUUGCCCGGUCCACGGGCGGGCGGCCCAUCGGCGUGUGGCUAAGCGCUCGCCGGCGCGCCGGCUCUCGUUCACGCUGGAGAACCCCAGCCCGCUGCUGGUCGAGUACUACCUGAAACACCCGGAGGAGCGGCUGCAGGUGUUGGAGAAUGCGGCAGCGACAGCCACCGAGUCCUGGCCGCCGAGACUCUCGGAGGGAGCUCCGGAGAUGUUAGUCGUGUUUAAACAGACCGUAUAG